Aspergillus candidus is the source of this 1462-nucleotide messenger RNA. Its product is annotated as endonuclease/exonuclease/phosphatase family protein. NCBI's taxonomy places the organism in Eukaryota, Fungi, Ascomycota, Eurotiomycetes, Eurotiales, Aspergillaceae. Gene Ontology annotation, molecular function: sphingomyelin phosphodiesterase activity. Gene Ontology annotation, cellular component: cytoplasm. The transcript has 4 exons. The record is from RefSeq and is a predicted model, not a curated record. The coding region runs from base 101 to 1405 and encodes 434 amino acids.
GCCAAAUUGACAGAAUUAAAUAGUGACGAUCUCUUCAAGUGUUUCUCUUAAAUAUCGUCAAGUAUCCAAGCCAUAAAUUAUAAAAACAUAACAAGACACCAUGCGACGCACCGCCCUGCUCCCCCUCCUCGCACCGCCCCUCCUCGCAUCCCCUACCCUCGACAUCCUCUCCCAAAACGUCGCCGGCCUCCCCGCCUUCCUCAACCCCAACGGCGAAGGCGACAAAACCGCCAACUCGCACGAACUCGGUCGCCGCUUCGCCCAGUACAACUACGAUGUCAUCCACGUCCAGGAGGACUUCAACUACCACGCUGCUAUCUACGAAUCGGACGGCGAUGCUCACCCCCACCGCACGGCUACUUCCGGCGGCGCGGGGAUCGGCUCCGGCUUGAAUACCCUUGCUCGGUAUCCCUGGGUGGACUUUGAACGUGUCAAGUGGGAGACUUGCUCCGAGGCUAGUGGGGCUGAUUGUCUCACACCGAAGGGGUAUACGCGGAUGAGGAUGAGGGUUGAGGAGGGGGUCUAUGUUGAUUUCUAUAAUUUGCAUGCUGAUGCGGGGUCCGAAGAGAAAGAUGUCGCUGCGCGAAGUGCCAACCUGCAACAGGUAGCAGAUGCGAUCGGUGCCGACUCUGCCGGAAACGCGGUCAUCGUCUUCGGAGACACCAAUGCCAGGUAUACCUCUUCCGGGGAGAGCGUGCGCGCGUUUACGCAGGAGCAGGGCAUGAAAGAUCCAUGGGUGGAUAUUGUGCUCGGCGGCGAAGAGCCCGUACAGGGCACGCCGGCGAGGAAGUGCGACAGUCCCACGAAGAACCAGACCUGUGAGGUUGUGGAUAAGAUCUUCUAUCGCGGCAGUCGGACGAUCAACUUGAGUGCGACGUCGUGGCGGUAUGAGGAUGACCGGUUUCUGCAGGAUGGGAAGCUACUGUCGGAUCAUAAUCCCAUCGCGGCUAAUUUCACCUGGGAGAGGUCUGCGUCGCUGAGACAGAGUGAUCUGUUUGGGGGUCCGCAUGGCACCUGGUUCAACGACCUUAUUUCCCUUCCCACCACAACAACAAAACUAACAAAGAUCUCCCUCCGUGGCGAGGAGCGCGUAGACUCCGUCGGUGUCACACUUUCCUCCGGCGAGAGUUUCACCCAUGGCGGAAAGGGCGGGAAGUUAGAUGAGCUGCAACUUGAGAAGGACGAGUUCUGGACACGGGCGACCUUAUGCCAGGGGAAGAAAAACGACCACACCAGAAUCUUCUACCUCCGAGCAGACACGUCGGCUAGCAGGACCGUGAGUGCCGGUGCGGAAACGGACGAUUGUCAGAGCUUUGAGGCUGCGGACGGGUGGCAGAUUGUAGGGGCCUUUGGGCAAGACGGGGAGGAGGUUGACCAGCUUGGUUUCAUCUAUGGGUUGCAGUAGAUAGACUCUGAUGGCCAUAGAACAUUAGGAAGUGACGUUGGUGCAGCUAGAUGAAAG